This is a messenger RNA of Coffea eugenioides, 4857 nucleotides long. RefSeq lists its product as uncharacterized. Lineage: Eukaryota; Viridiplantae; Streptophyta; Magnoliopsida; Gentianales; Rubiaceae. The transcript has a single exon. The coding region runs from base 1 to 4857 and encodes 1618 amino acids. The record is from RefSeq and is a predicted model, not a curated record. Gene Ontology annotation, molecular function: catalytic activity.
AUGAAUUAUUGGGGCUUUAGAGAUGGAGAGAUGGUACGGUUAAAUCCUAAGGCUAAGGAAAAUAUGGAACUUGGUCAUAAGGACUCUGUGUCAGGAAGGAAGGAUGAAACUAGGAAGAGUAAUGAUGGAAAUAUGACAGGCAAGGAGAAGUCCAAGAAGGAUGAAUUGCGGGAGGUUCAGCAAAUAAGAGGUGAGGCUAGCAGUAAAGAAUUGGAAAGGAAAAGCUUAAUCCAAAAUAGCUGGAACAGUCAGAAGGAGAGCUCUACAUCAGAAGCUACAGAAACUCUCCCAAGGGGAAUCAGUAAAUGUGUAUUAGAGGAAGCAAGUUUGAGUAUCCCAGUGGAGGUAGAGAUAAAUGGUAAGAAAAGAGGUGAAGUGGAAAGAAACGGACUUGAACAAAUAGCACAAGAGCUUAUGCAAGUCACAGUAAUGGAGGAUGAUUCUGGCAGCCCUGAAACAGCUUUAAUGAUAAUGGAUCCAGGAAGUUCUGAGCUGGGUACUAUGGCUGCCCAGAAACAUAACAGGAAAAUGAAGAAGCAGUUGAGAUCUCCCAAAAUCUCUCGUCAGCCUUUGAGGGAUCUGAGUGGGAACAGGAUAUUGGCUAUUCAACAAGGAAAAAGGAAACUUAAUUUGAUAGAUGAGGAGAUGGUGGAAGUGCAGGUAACAGAGUUUGUUCACAAGAGAAACAAACUGGGAGUUGGGGAAGUGAAUCCUGGAGAGAAACAAGAGGGGGAAGGGGCCAACCUGGCCCCUCAAGUUUCAAUGAAGGUUCUGGUGUGGAACUGCCAAGGAGCAGGGAGCCCCUUGACAGUUCCCCAGUUGAGGGAGGCUAAUAACCUCCUCUCCCCAAAUAUUAUAUUUCUGAGUGAAACCAAAAAUAGGUAUAAUUACAUGAAAAGGGUCCAAAAAAUUCUGAGGUUUGAGGAAAGUGUGAUUGUGGAAGCUAUGGAUAGGAAAGAAGGUAUGGCUUUGUUUUGGAAUAAAGAUAUUGAGGUCAGGGAAGUAGUUACAACAGCUCUCACUAUAGAGGCAUUGGUUUUUGAUCCGGAGCUGCAGAUAGACUGGUGGUUUAUUGGAGUAUAUAUGAGUUGUGAUGCUAAUAUUAGGAAACAACAGUGGAAAGUUUUGACUGCGAGAAGACAGUUGUGGGGAGAUAAAUGGCUUCUGGCAGGGGACUUCAAUGAUAUAUUAACUAAUGAAGAGAAGUGGGGAGGUAAUGCAAGAGCAGAGAGGAGUUUCAAGGAGUUUAACAGCUUUAUUGAAUACAACAAUCUUGUGGAUAUAGGUUUUACUGGUUAUCCCUGGACAUGGAGCAACAAUUGGGAUGGUGAAGGGGAGAUUAGGCAAAGACUGGACAGAGGUUUAAGUACCAUUAACUGGAGCCAAUCUUUUGACAAGGCUAAAUGUGAUCACGUGGAAACUGUUGGGUCAGACCACAGCAUGUUGCUCAUAGAUAAUUGGCCUAGAAUGGAUAAAAAAAGAUCAAAAUUCUUUUUUGACAAGAGAUGGCUCAAGAGGGAAGGGAUCAAUCAAGUGGUUGAGCAAGCUUGGAAACAAACAGUGGAAGGAAAUAGGAUGUAUAGGAUUACAAGGCAGAUUGCUAACUGCAGAGUGGCUCUACUCAAAUGGAAGAACAAUUUCACAGGAAAUUCUUUGCUAAAAAUCAAUCAAGUGAAGCAACAGAUUAAGGAGAUAAAGGAAUCUAAGGAAUCAGGAGCUAAGGAUAAAAUCUCAGAGUUAAAAAUUCAGUUAAAAGAGGCCUACACAGAAGAAGAGCAGUUUUGGGCUCAAAAAGCAAGGAUUGAUUGGCUGAGAGAAGGGGAUAAGAACACAAAAUUUUUUCAAGCUUGUGUGAAGGGGAGAAGAAGGCGAAAUAGGAUGCUCAAUAUACAAAGGGAUGAUGGUUCUUGGACUAAGAGUGAGGAGGAGAUGGGAAAGGAAGUGGCUGAAUACUAUAGAGUCCUUUUUGCUAGUUCUGGUUGUGAGGGUCUGGGUGAGAUUCUAAAUGGUAUACCUACCACUGUCACUACUGAGAUGAAUGCAAGGCUAACUCAGGAAGUGGAGGAGAAGGAAAUUAAAUCUGCUCUUUUUUCCAUGAAUCCAAAUAAGGCACCAGGCCAAGAUGGCAUGAAUCCUUUGUUCUUCCAAAAAUUUUGGCACGUUGUGAAAUCUGAUUUAAUUGCUGCCAUUAGGCAUUUCUUUUGGUCUAGCAACAUGCCUAAGUCUUGGAAUCACACUGUCAUCUCCCUCAUCCCUAAAAUCCAGAAUCCUACCAACUUGAAGAGCUAUAGGCCUAUUAGUCUCUGUAAUGUUGUUUACAAAUUGAUUUCUAAAAUUUUGGCCAAUAGACUCAAGAAUGUUUUAAAUCACUGCAUUAGCAAAACUCAGGCAGCUUUCAUCCCAGGCAGACAAAUUCUUGACAAUGUCAUUCUUUCUCAUGAAUAUUUGCAUUACAUGAACAAUAAGAGACAAGGACAGAAUGGACUUAUGGCUGUGAAGCUAGAUAUGUCAAAGGCCUACGAUAGAGUGGAGUGGAAAUUCCUUGAUGCCAUGAUGGAAAGAAUGGGCUACUGCACAGUAUGGAGGAAGUGGAUUUGGAGCUGCCUCUCCUCAGUUACCUACUCUUUCAAUAUUAAUAGAGUACCACAAGAAUUUGUAACUCCAGAAAGAGGAAUAAGACAAGGUGACCCACUGUCACCUUAUCUUUUCCUUUUGUGCUCAGAAGGUUUCUCCAAUUUACUGAAGCAGGCUGAAGGAGAUAAAAGGAUCACAGGGGUGAAGAUAUGCAGAAGUGGGCCAAGAUUGUCUCAUUUAUUCUUUGCUGACGAUUCUUUGAUUUUCUGUAAUGCUGACAAAGAGGAAGCAAGUGAACUUGUUCAAAUUCUGAGGAAGUAUGAGAAGGGGUCUGGUCAAUCCAUAAAUCUGGAAAAGUCCUCAGUUUUCUUCAGUCGCAAUGUCAGUCAUCAGAGGAAAGGGGAAGUGAGACAAAGCCUUGGCACAAUCCAGGUGGCUACUCAAGGAAAAUAUCUGGGGCUCCCUAUGGUGAUAACUAGAUCAAAACAGCAAGUUUUUGGUUUUAUUAAGGACAGUAUCAGCAAGAGAAUGAAGAACUGGAAGAACAAGCUGCUCAGCCAAGGAGGGAAGGAAGUCUUAUUGAAGGCAGUUUCUAUGGCAUUGCCAGUGUAUACAAUGUCCUGCUUUAAACUUCCAAACACACUGUGCAAAGAAGUGACCUCCAUUUUUGCUAAGUAUUGGUGGGGAGAAGUCGAAGGGAGAGAUAAGAUGCACUGGUGCUCGUGGGGAAGAAUGGCCAUGGAGAAAAAAGAGGGAGGUUUAGACUUCAAGGACUUACAGAAGUUUAACAAAGCCUUGCUGGCUAAACAGGUUUGGAGGCUGAUUACCAAACCAAACCUCUUAGUCAGCAAGGUUUUGAGGGCAAAGUAUUUCCAUAGGGACUCUAUCUUCAAGUGCAAAGUCCCAAAGUGUGCUUCAUGGAUCUGGCAAAGUCUGAUGAACGUAAGAGAUUUGGUGCAAAAGGGAACUAGAAAGAGGAUAGGCAAUGGCAAGACAACAAACAUUUGGGAGGACAUUUGGAUCCCUGGUAAUGAGGAUGGGAAAGUCACUUCUGCAAAGCCUCAGAACUACAAUAUCAGAAGAGUGGAUGAGUUGAUCAGUGGUUUUAGGUGGAAUAAACCAUUAGUGCUUAGAACUUUCAACCAGAAAGAUGCGGUGGAAAUCUUGGAUAUCCCUAUCAGUAUAUCUGGUAGGGAAGACAGUAACUAUUGGGUACAUAGUGGUCAUGGCAGCUACACGGUCAACUCAGGAUACAAGGUACUGUGUAGAGAGAGAACUCAAUCCAGGGAAAGAAGAGAAAACGAAGCAGAAACAAGUUCAGCAAAUUCCAAAGGGAAACAAUGGAAGUGGCUGUGGAAACUGAAGCUAAAAAGCAAGUUAAAACACUUCAUUUGGAGGUGUCUAAAUGGUAUGUUACCAGUUAACGACCUUGUUUUCAAAAGAACACACCAAGGUGAUCCAAUCUGUGAUGGUUGUGGUGAAAAGGAAGAGUCAACUGAACAUAUGUUUUUUCAUUGCAGCAGAGCUCAAGAGGUUUGGAAGAUGGCACCAGUACAGUGGGAUGGUUUGUCUGAUCAGACAGGGAACUUCACAACCUGGUGGACAGCUAUGCUGGAUGCCAUAUGUAGGACAGAGGGCAGGGAACAUAUAGAACUAACCGUGAACAUCCUUUGGCAAAUUUGGAAGAGGAGAAAUGAAUGGAAGUUUAAUGCAAAACGUAAACAUCCCUGGAAAACAGUCAAAAAGGCUCAACAAGAAUGGCAUGAGCAAGCAACAGUUUGGAGCAAAGAGAAUAUGACCCCUGAGAUUGCUACAAGAGAUAAAGAGGAAGAAGAACCAGAGGAGGGAGGACGUGAUGAAAUGCAGAUCAGAAUCUCAACUCAAGUGCAAGAACCAACUAAUAGAAUUGGCACAGGGAUUAUAGCAACUAACUUCAAUCAUCAGCUGGUGGCAGCCUGGGCACUUAUUGACAAGAAAGCAAGGAAUCAGGUGCAGAAUAUUGCUGAAGCUGUGAAGAUGGCCAUUAUAAAGGCCAAACAACAGCAAUGGCAGAAAAUUACAGUCUACAUACCCAGCCCUCAGCUGUUGAAAGGGUUAACGGAAGGAAUAGCCAAGGAUAUCAAAAUGGCUACCCUGACUGAUGAUAUUAACAAUUUAAGAGCUUUGUUUCAGAAAUGCUCCUUUUGUUUAGAUAGGAGAUUAGACUCCAGAUGUGUUUUGAUUAGUGGUUAUGCUUUAGGCAUAUUUCAAGAUGAGGAAUGGAUCAAUCCUCAGUGUGUCUAA